AUGUUCUCCUCCAAAUUUUCGUGGCUGAUCACGGCGGCGCUACUGUCGGCAAUCAUCACGGAUGCCCAAACGACGUCGUGUGCUUCUAAACUAGUCCCCUGUGCACCUUUCCUCAACUCAACGUCCAACCCAUCGGCUUCUUGUUGUGACCCACUCAGAGAAGCCGUGAACAAAGAUCUUCAAUGUAUCUGCAAACUUUUCGAAAAUCCCACUUUAUUGCCUUCUCUCGGUAUUAAUGUUACUCAAGUUAUUGCACUUCUCAAAAACUGUAACAUUCCUGGCGAUGUUAACACUUGUAAAGCUGGUGGUCCAAGUUCUCCUUCUCCUUCUAAAGGAGCGUCACCAGGUAAAUGUGAUUGAAUUGCUCAUUGUUUUAACUUUGUUACCUCAGAUCAAGUUCUGUC
Messenger RNA from Solanum stenotomum, 404 nucleotides. Its product is annotated as non-specific lipid transfer protein GPI-anchored 7-like. Lineage: Eukaryota; Viridiplantae; Streptophyta; Magnoliopsida; Solanales; Solanaceae. Bases 1 to 360 code for a protein of 119 amino acids. The transcript is spliced from 2 exons. The record is from RefSeq and is a predicted model, not a curated record.